AUGCCGUCCGUACGGAGAACCGGGCGCAAUAUAAGAAGCAACGAUUCGAGUGGGGUGCGUGCAGCCCGCGCCCGCGCCCGCGCCCGCGCCUUCCCCUCGCUCGUCGUAUGCGCCGCAACAGUCACGUCCGGUGUUGCUGUCGUAAAACUCAAAGAGAAACCACAGAUUGUUUUCGAACAACUUGAUUUAUUGCAACUUAGGUGGAUGCCAAGAAGGAGCUUACGGCUGCAUCGUGUCUGCAUUGAGCAAACGGAGCCGCUGGCAACAUCUGACGGAGAAGUGGCCUACUUCGCGUGCGGCGCGGCUCAUCCGCCGUAUGGUGCUCUUCAAUUUUUCUUCUUCUUCAAAUUCGUUAAUAUACCU
Messenger RNA from Iphiclides podalirius (scarce swallowtail), 363 nucleotides. NCBI's taxonomy places the organism in Eukaryota, Metazoa, Arthropoda, Insecta, Lepidoptera, Papilionidae. The record is from the annotation of a GenBank genome assembly.